Messenger RNA from Marmota flaviventris (yellow-bellied marmot), 1269 nucleotides. RefSeq names its product dickkopf WNT signaling pathway inhibitor 2 (gene Dkk2). Gene Ontology annotation, biological process: multicellular organism development; negative regulation of canonical Wnt signaling pathway. The record is from RefSeq and is a predicted model, not a curated record. Lineage: Eukaryota; Metazoa; Chordata; Mammalia; Rodentia; Sciuridae. Gene Ontology annotation, molecular function: co-receptor binding; receptor antagonist activity. Gene Ontology annotation, cellular component: extracellular region.
GGGUCUUCUAGCACCUUGAGUCACGCCUCCUUGGCGAGAAGGCGCCUCGCCUUUGAUUGCUUGCAGUUACUGCAGAAACUUCCUGCCCUGGUGGAGACGCGGGUGUGGUGCUCGCUCCAGGCUUAAGGCGUGAGACUGAGUUCACUGGGUCUUUGGUCCCCGAACCAGGAAGGGUUGAGGGAACAGAGUCUUCGAGCCCUCUGCGCCCCACGUGACGGGUCCGGUGUUGGGCUCCUUCUUACCCCUUCAUUCGCAUCCCUCCGGGCUUUGCGCCUCCCCGGAACACCUCGCCGGGAGAUGGCCGCGUUAAUGCGGGGCAAGGAUUCGUCCCGCUGCCUACUCCUACUGGCCGCGGUGCUGAUGGUGGAGAGCUCACAGCUCGGCAGCUCGCGGACCAAACUCAACUCUAUCAAGUCCUCUCUGGGCGGGGAGACGCCUGCCCAGGCCGCCAAUCGAUCUGCGGGCAUAUACCAAGGACUGGCUUUCGGCGGCAGUAAGAAGGGCAAAAACCUGGGGCAGGCCUAUCCUUGUAGCAGUGAUAAGGAAUGUGAAGUUGGGAGAUACUGCCACAGUCCUCACCAAGGGUCAUCAGCCUGCAUGGCAUGUCGGAGGAAAAAGAAGCGCUGUCAUAGAGAUGGCAUGUGUUGCCCUGGUAACCGCUGCAAUAAUGGCAUCUGCAUCCCGGUCACUGAGAGCAUCUUAACCCCUCACAUCCCAGCUCUGGAUGGCACUAGGCAUAGAGACCGAGGCCAUGGUCAUUAUUCAAACCAUGAUUUGGGAUGGCAGAAUCUCGGAAGACCACACACCAAGAUGUCACAUAUAAAAGGGCAUGAAGGAGACCCCUGCCUGCGAUCAUCAGACUGCAUUGAAGGGUUCUGCUGUGCUCGUCACUUCUGGACCAAAAUCUGCAAACCAGUGCUCCAUCAGGGCGAAGUCUGUACCAAACAGCGCAAGAAGGGCUCUCAUGGGCUGGAAAUUUUCCAGCGGUGUGACUGUGCAAAAGGCUUGUCUUGCAAAGUGUGGAAGGAUGCCACCUACUCUUCCAAAGCCAGACUCCACGUGUGUCAGAAAAUCUGAUCACCAGUGAGGAGAAUCACCACUAGAGACUGUGAAUUCAUGUAUUUAACGCAUUAUGGCAUGGUGGAAAAUAAAGUUUGGAAUGCAUAAGAAUGGUGUAGAUGAUGAAGGUGAUAAGAAUAUAGACCACAGAAAGAAAGAAAGAAAGGAGGACUGAAUGAAUUGGAAGGGUGUCAAACUCAGCGCAACCAG